AUGGCUCUCAUAGGCCUGUCGCUCGUUCUGGCCUCAGUCGUCUACAUCGCCAUCCGAAGACCGCCGUUCCUCCAAACCCUGAUAGCCUUCUGGCGCGGCGACCCUCGCAUAGAGCAGCCGCCCACAACCCGUUCGCUCCCUUCGGGUUCACGCUCACAUACAGGAACGGAUCAUGGUUCAGCAAGCACGGAUAAUACGAGUCGGGAUGCGCCGUCGGAGCCGACUACAGCUACAGCAAAGGGCGCGGAAGCAGCUCGCAUGGCAAUGCCGCCUCCUCCGCCCGUGAUCCGCAGACCGAACGGCAGCGCUGCGGCGAAGCCGGCGUCGCCAUCACCAGAGACAACACCCAAAGCUGUCCCGUCCACAGCGCAAUCAAGCAGCAGCAUACCCUCGUUCUCGCUCUCCUCCUCCCCACCCGCGUCAGCCGCCGCCCUCGCGCGCACAUCCGACUCAACCACAACACCCACCACGCUCCCCACCAUCUCCGCCGCGCCAUCCUCACCCGCCAAGCCAUUCACAACCAGCAUGGCCCCUCCCCCACGCCCGCCGACCCUCAACGGGACCAUCAACAGCACCUCCUCUCUCCUCGCGCCCCCAAACCGGGGCGGCCAGCAGCACGCGCGCCAGCCCGGCACUUCCACCCUCGCGCCCCCGCCAACCCACAGCAGCAAGCCCAGCAAGCCAUCGCGCAAAGUGACCCUGGAGCCGGGCCACUCGCCGCUCGACUGGGCGCGCCUGGCGAACCACCCGGCGUCGGACCUGCGGGGCCUGGGCCCGGGGGCGCCGUACGUGCGCGUGACGCCGAGCAUGCUGCGGCGGCAGACGGGCCGCAAGGGCAAGGACGCGUGGACGGCGCUGGGCGGCCGCGUCUACAACAUGACGCCGUACCUGCCCUUCCACCCGGGCGGCGAGCCGGAGCUGCUGCGCGCCGCGGGGCGCGACGGCACGAGGCUGUUUGGCGAGAUCCACCCGUGGGUCAACUACGAGACCAUGCUGAGCAGUUGCCUGAUCGGGCUGCUGGUCGACGAGGGCGAGGCCGAGGGCGGCGGGGAGAUGGAUGCCAUGGAUUGA
This is a messenger RNA of Anthostomella pinea, 1071 nucleotides long. The record is from the annotation of a GenBank genome assembly. NCBI's taxonomy places the organism in Eukaryota, Fungi, Ascomycota, Sordariomycetes, Xylariales, Xylariaceae.